Saccostrea echinata is the source of this 453-nucleotide messenger RNA. RefSeq lists its product as uncharacterized. Lineage: Eukaryota; Metazoa; Mollusca; Bivalvia; Ostreida; Ostreidae. The transcript has 3 exons. The coding region runs from base 1 to 447 and encodes 148 amino acids. The record is from RefSeq and is a predicted model, not a curated record.
AUGAAAACAGCAACGACCCAAAUAACUGAAGAAAAAACAUCAACAAGCACAGGAUCUGUACCACCAACUACUACAUCAUCGAAUAAUCGUCCUACAACAUACACAGUCAUCAGAAAGUGCCAUACAUGUGGAGACGCUAAUUCAUCUAUUUCCUGUGAUACGAGGACAAUCUACUUGGGAAAUUUACAGAACUGUGCAUCGGAUGAACAUUUUUGCAUGACUGACAUUGUUCAUGACGGAACUGCCUAUCCAAAAACCUUUAAAAGGUGUGUGACGGAGGAGGAAUGCCGAAACAAGUGGCUCCACCAAACGUCAGAUCUGGAAUACUGUAUCAACUACGGCAGUGUCCCAAUGACGGGACAAUACAGCUGUCACUUCUGUUGUGUCUCCGACGGAUGUAACGCCGGACAGGUGCCGGAAAAAUCCACCUAUUAUUCUAAAGCCUGAGUAUUU